UUGUCUAUAAGGCCCCUCUGCUGUUUCAUAUGCUUUCCCUCUUUUUGUUGUUCAACAACAAACAUACCCACAAACAAAAGGAAAAGUGAAAAUGGUGUCCAUAAGGUUUAGCAGCUUUGUACUUGGAAUUUUGUUCAUUUUCCUAGCACUAAGGGACUCUGUAGCAUACAACCACAAAGCUAAGGAAGAAAUGAUAAUGGUGGUCACUGAUGGAAAUGCUUUCAUGGCCAUAGGACACAGUCCUUCCACUCUUGAAAAGGAAAAUAUAUAUGCCGUGCCUAGUGCAGUUGUUGAAGUUAACAAUGGAAAACUUGGAGGAAGAAAAAUGAUGGAGAAAGUGGUUUUGGGGAAAGAGAUGGUGAAAAGAGAGGAAGGCAUGAAAAUCAGAGAAGCUCCAAAGAUUUCAGGAAGGAAUAUGAAUGUGCCAAAGCCCCAUGGAACCUCACAAGGCCACAUGCAUCAUCAGAAUGAUGCAAGCUUAUUAAAGCCCAAGCAAUUGGGCUCCAAAAGACUGGGCAAUUCAGUGAAGGAGUCAGUUGAUCUCCACAAACCCAACACACUAUGCUCCCAAGAUUCUGAAGCUGACACAAGUAAGGACAGAUCGGCAUGUUCAAUGCCUAAAGUCUCAAAAGAACUAAUUGAUUCAUUUCAAAAUCUUCAAUCCCAAAAGCUUCUUGAUGAGACCUCCUCUGGGAUUGUGAACCUAAUGAAUAGAGACUAUCCAGGAGCAGGUAAUCCUCCUCACAACAAUUAUGAGCUUUUGCAUCAACAAAAGGAGAUACCUUAGCUUAGCUCUGUUUCACAAUUUUGCUGAAGAAUAGAGGGUUUUCAUGUUCUCAUAACGAAAUGUUGAAGAGGGUAUCAAUUUUGUUAGUUUCAUGAGACUUAUGGUAAAGUUGUGGACCUAUCAUUUUAAAACUAAAAAAAUCAAAUCAAUCGAUAU
This is a messenger RNA of Camellia sinensis, 943 nucleotides long. RefSeq lists its product as uncharacterized. Gene Ontology annotation, biological process: regulation of root meristem growth. NCBI's taxonomy places the organism in Eukaryota, Viridiplantae, Streptophyta, Magnoliopsida, Ericales, Theaceae. Gene Ontology annotation, molecular function: growth factor activity. The record is from RefSeq and is a predicted model, not a curated record.